This is a messenger RNA of Paramormyrops kingsleyae, 2164 nucleotides long. RefSeq names its product cobalamin trafficking protein CblD-like. Gene Ontology annotation, biological process: cobalamin metabolic process. The record is from RefSeq and is a predicted model, not a curated record. NCBI's taxonomy places the organism in Eukaryota, Metazoa, Chordata, Actinopteri, Osteoglossiformes, Mormyridae. Gene Ontology annotation, cellular component: mitochondrion.
UUUCGUCUGAUAUGUCGGAUAUGUUUGUCCAUCCCGGACACCGUCGAUACGUGACCAGUAUCGUGCGCAUGUGUCAGAACGCGGAAGGAGAGUUGUUGAGAGUGUUUAGUAGGACUCAAAAACACAGGUGGUCGGAGGCUUUGGGAGGCCGCUGAGGAUGACCAGUGCACUCUGUAGCAGAGCCGUAUUGGUGUCACGCCUCCCUGGUAUCCGUGACCUUUUGUGCCGGGUGGCAGCGACCAGGGCUUUCUCCACUGAGUCCCAGACCGUGUGGCCUGAUGAGAAUAUGGGCCCCUUUGGGCCCCGUGACCAGCGUUUCCAGCUACCUGGAAACGUAGGCUUUGCCUGCCACCUGGAGGGCGCCCGAGGCCCCCAGAGAGGCCCCGCUUAUGUGAUGGCCCCCGACGUGCUAUCUGCGCCCUCCAGCAGUGAGAGGCACGAGUUCAUACUGGCGCAGUUUAUCACCGAGUUCCAGCUUCCUCAGGGAAAAGAAUCGCCUUUUCCAGAGAGAGUCAGUAAGGCAGAGCUGUAUUUUGAGGACUCUAAUGUGGAGUGUGCCAUUCAGCCCUGCCCUGAGCUGCUCAAACAAGAUUUCGAGUCCAUGUUUCCAGAGGCACCAGUCAGUGGCAUGAUGGUCGUCACAGUGACGCAGAAAACACAGCACGACAUGACCUUGGGGUGCGAGGAGGUGACUAGAGAACGAGAGGAGCUGCUUAGUAAACCCCCAAUGAGCAAGCCGGAGGUGACAGUGGCAAGGAAAAACUCCCUAGAAGGAAGAAACCUUGGGAGGAACCAGAAUCCAAGGGGGGAGCCCAUCCUCCAGGGGGCAGCAGAGGGAUGUCAAAUGGGCUUGAUGGCAAAGUCCCAGCUCACGCUGUCCCGAAUUUAAAAUUCGACUCUCAAAUUCACACUGCAUGAAAAAAGUGAGCCCACCUCAUACCAGAUAUCUGUGUUUUUGCAGACUAGUGCUGCAUGAGAUACCAGUGCUGAAAGCUUUCAGAUUACAUUUUUUAAGUACCGGUACUUAAUUACACCAUUACAGGUAGUUCUCACUUUCUGGGCUCCUGAUUUACAAAUUUAUAUCUUUCCUGUGGCAAAAAAAUGAAAUUAAAUUUUUCAUAAUGUAUACCAAAGAUUGCACAUGAAGUGUGCUGCCAAAAGCUUUGUUUUGUGAAAUUUGUUUAAAUGUGAUUAUAUUUUUGAUUAAAUGUUAAUUCUAAUAAUACGUUUGUGUUCAUUUGUUUGGUAGAAAUACAUAAUUUUUUGGCUGGAACCAAAGUCAUAAUUUUUAUAACAUUUCCAUGGGAAAAUAGAACAAAUUCUUGAUUAACGAGUGAUAAUUUGGAACAAACGAUCUUGUAAAGUCAAGAAUUACCUGUAUAGACAUUGCUAAUGCUACCUGUAUAGACAUUGCUAAUCGUGCUAUAUUGGAUAUUGAAAUGUCAGAUAGCUUAAUCUCCCCAACUUCAAGUCGGAGUACUUUGUAAGGGAUCUUGUAGCCUCUUUGCUAUAUUAUGUUAACAUCAGAUUAGCAUCUGUACCUACACUACACUAUAACUACGCUGUUAGUUAAUCUAGCAUAAUUUGCUGAGCGGAAAGGUGUUUUAUGUUUAUUUUUUUUUUACGAUGGAGAGUAAUGGUGAUGAGUUUGAUCAUGAAAGAAAUGUACUGUUUUGCGUGUUGCAUUUUAUUUUUUUUUAUUUUUUACUCCAUCAGCGUAAGACCCUCUCGAAAUCCAUAUAACAAAUUCAAGUGGGCCAGGGCAUGGUAUGGGGUGAUCACGCUAAUCAAACCAACUGGACUUUGGUGGUCAAACUUGCUCAAGCAUGGUAAGGGUUGGCUGGUGUGAGCUGUAGGUUUUCCACCAGGAAGCUGUUGGCACUGUGGACACAGCCUCAUGCUGUGUUGCUAGCUGGGUGACACUGAUCGUUUACUCCUGCCUGGCUGUCGGCAUAGCUAGGCUGUGCGCUGAUCCCGGCGGUGUGCGCAGACACUGUGACGGAGGCACUUGAGAACAGACAGACCUGUUAGCUGCGAGUUAGUUAAACCUGGUUUUAGGGUUUUUGACAGGUGGCUGCUGAGCUUUGAAAUCGUCGCCCCGACACGGGUUAGCAGUUAGGUGACAGGGUCAGUGUUUGACGCGUCUUCGUUAGGGACUGCAUUG